Molecule: messenger RNA, 1912 nt
Organism: Arachis stenosperma
Lineage: Eukaryota; Viridiplantae; Streptophyta; Magnoliopsida; Fabales; Fabaceae
Exons: 16
Coding region: 476-1666 (396 amino acids)
Source: RefSeq, a predicted model, not a curated record
UUGUGAUCCAGCAUCUUAAAACGCAACACAAAAUCCCUGAUUCAUUUUUAAACUGUUUUAUGCGUUUGGCAGUGAUAUAUAAACCCAAACCUGAGAGUGAUAGACAAGAAGACACCAAUCCCUUCAAUUACUUUAUUUUUUCUGUGUCCUCAGCUGUAAAUUCCCUCUUUAAUUCGUUGUCUUUCACGUUCGUUCCUCCAUUGUCAGUACCCACAGCUCUUUCUUUUUCUGCUCAUACGCAGCAACUAAAACAAGUUAACUUCUUUAUUCUGCCAGAUCUUGCUUCCUGUGCUUGUAGGGCUCCUUCAUUCCCAGGUGAAGUAUAUGCAGGGUCGGUAUGGGUGUUGUUUUUUGUGGCCAGAGGUUCUCGAAGGGCUUUUUUUGUUUAACUCAUCUUUGCUUCUCCUUCUGGGGAUAAAUCCACUUGAUAGAUGUUCAGUUCUUACAAGCAAACAGUCAGAAAAGCUUGGAUAUAAUGGGGAUCACUUCUCGCAGUUCUACAAAUAGAAAACCAAGUGAAGGCAUGAGACUCAUUGUGACAACUUUUGUUGGAACAUUUAUUGGCUUCUUUAUAGGAGUAUCAUUUACAGCAUUGUCAACUAAGUUGAAUCUCCCAUCGAGCUUGCUCCCCUCCAUCGAUGUUCCUUUUGCUGAAGAGAACACAGGUGGCAAUGUGCGGUCUUUUAUGAAGAGUAAUCACAAUAAAUCACAAUAUCAGUUAUUAAAUGAUACAAUGAAGAUUUGGGUUCCAUCAAAUCCCAGAGGUGCUGAAAGAUUACCUCCUUCAAUUAUCGAGGCUGAGUCAGACUUGUAUUUUCGCAGAUUGUGGGGUCUGCCCAGUGAGGAUUUAACUUCUAAGCCAAAAUACCUCGUGACCUUCACUGUUGGUUAUGAUCAGAAAUGGAAUAUUAAUGCAGCUGUUAAAAAGUUUUCAGAUGAUUUUACGAUACUUCUAUUUCAUUAUGAUGGUCGAACAACUGAAUGGGAUGAAUUUGAAUGGUCAAAGAAAGCUAUUCAUGUUAGUGCCCGCAAGCAAACCAAAUGGUGGUAUGCCAAGCGGUUUCUGCAUCCUGAUAUUGUAGCACCAUAUGAUUACAUUUUUAUAUGGGAUGAAGACUUGGGCGUUGAGCAUUUUAAUGCAGAAGAAUACAUAAGACUGGUGAAAAAACACGGGUUGGAGAUAUCACAGCCUGGUUUGGAACCUAAUAAAGGGUUGACAUGGCAAAUGACGAAGAGAAGAGGUGAUCGUGAAGUUCACAAAGAAACAGAGGAGAAACCAGGAUGGUGCAGUGAUCCUCAUCUGCCUCCUUGUGCAGCGUUUGUUGAGAUUAUGGCUCCAGUGUUUUCACGGGAUGCAUGGCGCUGUGUGUGGCAUAUGAUUCAGAAUGACUUGGUCCAUGGGUGGGGUCUCGAUUUCGCCCUUAGAAGAUGUGUUGAGCCUGCCCAUGAGAAGAUUGGAGUUGUUGAUUCUCAGUGGAUUAUACAUCAAAGUGUUCCCUCACUAGGGAAUCAAGGUGAAUCAAAAGAUGGGAAAGCACCAUGGAUGGGGGUGAGGGACAGGUGUAAAAAGGAAUGGACGAUGUUCCAAAGUCGGUUGGCGAAUGCAGAAAGCGAAUACUUCAAGGCUGUUGGGGUUGAUAUGUUCAGUAAUUCCACCACUCCAUAGGCCUAGAAGACACUAUAAUGUAUAUCGCCCGCCAUUCAACUUCGAUUAUCAUCAUAUCAUUCUUAUUUUUAUUUUAAUUUUUGAACACUUCUCAUAUAAUUGGUUUUUAAGUUUUUGGCACUAGAUGCUUGGGAUCAGAAUUUAUAGAUUAUAGUCUAGCUAAGGAUGAACCAAUUCAAUGUAGAGUUCUAAUGCUAAAAGUGAGAGGAAUACAUGAAGGUAAAUAAUAGUUAUGCUUUCGAUUAA